GCUGCCGGGGGUCCGGUCCCUUCAGACUUUAAAAAUCCGCGGUUGCCUUCUCAGAGCCUGGACACUCGAACUCCCGGCUGUUUGUCGGCCGUGACGGACUGAACAGUUCUGUCAGGACCGCGGCGCAGUGGCGAAUCGGCGGUGACGAAUCGGCGACGGCGAGUCAGCGGCACUUGGGAUCCAGCGUGCAGCGGCGGCUCCGGAGCCCGGCUGUAGCGGGAGGCAGAUCCGGGCCGUGGCCGGGGCCGGGCAGUAGCGGGAGGAUGGAUCCUGCGCUCUCUGCCGUCCGCAUCUCCGUCCGCGAAGCCAUUCACACCCUGUCGUCUUCUGAGGACGGGGGCCACAUCCUGUCCACCCUGGGGGCCCUGAGGCGGUAUCUGGGUGAGGUGGACGACCCAGCCCUCCGCAGAGAGAAAGAAGAGUUUGCUACCAUACACUUUUCGGCUUUCCUCAGAUGUCUGUUCAGCAAGCUGAGCCCCGACUGGUUCGAGCUGUCCCCGGAUGGCCGGCUGGAGCAGCUCUGGGAAAGCUUCUUUCUGGAGGGCCCUGCUGACCAGGCCUUCCUGGUGGUCAUGGAAGCCAUCGAGGGCACUGCCGGCCCCAGCUUCCGUCUGAUGAAGAUGGCGCAGCUGCUGGCGAGAUUCCUCAGCGAGGGCAGGCUGGCAGCUCUGAUAGAAGAGCAAUGUCGGCCACAGACGAAGCCCAGCUUCCCCCUCCUUCAGGAGACCCUGCUCAGCAGGGUAGUGGGCCUACCCGACCUCCUGGGCAACCGCCUACAGCGGGACAACCUGGCCCCGUUCUUCCCCCAGAGCUACUUCCCUCUGCUUGGGGAGGAGGUGGCCCGUGCCCUGCAGGCCAUCGUGGACUCUCUCCGAGAUGGCCAGGACUGCUCUGUCUCCUUCGUGUCUCGAGUCCUGGGGAAGGUCUGCAUCCAGGGGAGACAGAAGGAAAUCCUGGGUGUGCUGGUGCCCCGGCUGAUGGCGCUGACCCAGGAUAGCUGUCUGUGGCAGCGGGUCUGCUGGCGCCUGGUGGAGCAGGUGCCUGACCGGGCCAUGGAGGCCGUGCUGACUGGGCUCAUGGAGACUGUGCUGGGGCCUGAAGUCCUGUCUCGACUCCUGGGGAACCUAGUGGUGAAGAAUAAGAAGGCCCAGUUUGUGCUGACCCGGAAGCUUCUGUUCCUGCAAUAUCGGCACACGACGCCCAUGCUGCAGAGCCUGCUGGGGUACCUGGCCAUGGACAGCCAGCGGCGCCCGCUCCUCGUCCAGGUGCUGAAGGAGCUGCUGGAGACAUGGGGCAGCAGCAGUGCUGUCCAACAUGCGCCCCUGGCACAACAGCGCUAUAUCAGCACAGCCAUCCUCAUCUGCCUGGCACACUUGGGGGAGCCGGAGCUACAGGACAGCCGGGAUGAAUUGCUGGCCAGCAUGAUGGCAGGGGUGAAGUGCCAUCUGGACAGCAGCCUGCCUGCCGUGCGCCGCCUGGGCAUGGUUGUGGCCGAGGCCCUCAGCUCCCGCACCCACCCUGAAGGGCCCGCCCUGAAGUUCCAGUAUGAAGACGAUGAUGAGAUGAGCCGCGAGAUGCUGGCCUUGGCCACCCACCAGCCUGUGGGUGACCACUCCCCAGAGGCAAGAGGCUCAUCCCCUGCUCCUGUGGCCACGGAGACCCCUACAGAGAUUGGAGGAGGCGGUGCCAAGUCCCCAGGACAGCCACAGGGCUCCGACUCGGAGCUGGACAGUGAUGAUGAGUUUGUCCCUUACGACAUGUCAGAGGACAAGGUGCUGAAGAGCAGCAAGGCGCCCCUGUAUGUUCGAGACUGUGUGGAAGUCCUGACCACAUCUGAGGACACAGAGCGCUGGGAGGCUGCGCUGCAGGCCCUUGAGGGCCUGAUCCACAGAAGCCCCGAGGCCACCCGGGAGGUGAGCGUGGAGCUGGCCAGAGUGCUGCUACACCUGGAGGACAGGACCUGCCUGGUGGGAUUCGAGAGACUGCGCCAAAGAGCCCUGGUGCUUGUCAUAGUCACAGACCCUGCCCGGGUAGCCGAGUAUCUGACCUCACAGUUCUACGCUUUGAACUACAGCCUCCAGCAGCGCAUGGACAUCCUGGAUGUCCUGAUUCUGGCAGCCCAGGAGCUGUCCCGGCCAGGGCGCCUCCAGAAGCCUGUCUGUCAUGGAGCCCCUGGUCCUGGCCCCCAGUGCUCAUCAGCACUGGCCGCCUCUCAGCCUGGCAGCCUCUCAGCUCCUGACUGGAAAGUGGUUGUGGAAGAGCGGAUCAGAAGCAAGACCCGGCGGUUCUCCAAGGGUUCUUCCCGGCAGAAGCUGGCAAGUGGCCCCAACGACUUCAACUCUGUGGCUGGGUGCUUCUUCUUUCCCCUCAUUCAGCGCUUUGACCGACCCCUAGUGACCUUUGACCUCUUGGGAGAUGAUCAGUUGGUUCUUGGAAGACUAAUCCACACUUUAGGGGCCUUGAUGUACCUGUCUGUGAACACCACGGUGGCUCCAUCCAUGGGCAAGGCCCUGCUGGAAUUUGUGUGGGCCCUUCGCUUCCAUGUUGACAUCUACGUGCGCCAGGGCUUGCUGUCGGCUGUGGCUUCUGUUCUCCUCAGUGUGCCGGCAGAGAGGCUGCUGGGAGACCUGCCAGAUGAGCUGCUGGAAGCCAGGUCCUGGCUGGCAGAUGUGGCUGAGAAGGAUGUGGAUGAGGACUGCAGGAAGAUGGCUGUGAGGGCUUUGCUGCUUUUGGAGAGACUCAAAGACUCCCUCCUCCCUGCUUCCUCCCCUUAGUCCUGUAGUUUCCUGCCUCAGGGAGCCCAGCUGGGUCCUGGGCCAACCCCACUGGGAGGAAGGAUGGCCUCAAGGAGUAGGGCCUGAGGCAGUGGGCUUUGAAACAUGCCCGGCCUGGAGGGUCAUUCUGUACCAGUGUGCAGUGUGCACUGCCCACCCAUCCCGGCUAUUAACUUAGUCUGACGAGGCUUGUCCUUGAUGAACACAGGAGGGCACAGGAGGGCUGUAUUGUUCCCACCCCACUGCUGGGCUGGGUCUGGGGGCCCUGGGCCUGGGCAGUGCUUCCUCCUAGGGGCAGGGUGGAUGGGCUCUGCAGGGUCUCAGGAGGGCCUCCACCACGCUCCUCGGGGAGUGUCAGGCAGUGAAGCAGAGUCAGUUUAGCCCUCUGGUCCCAUAGCACUGGUCUCAGCACUGAGUCCCAGGAAAUAAACAGGGCAGCUGGUGUUACCUGGUCUUC
Messenger RNA from Perognathus longimembris pacificus (Pacific pocket mouse), 3231 nucleotides. It is a transcript of the gene Telo2, whose product is annotated as telomere maintenance 2. Gene Ontology annotation, biological process: telomere maintenance via telomerase; protein stabilization. Gene Ontology annotation, molecular function: telomeric repeat DNA binding; Hsp90 protein binding. The coding region runs from base 264 to 2774 and encodes 836 amino acids. The transcript is spliced from 21 exons. Lineage: Eukaryota; Metazoa; Chordata; Mammalia; Rodentia; Heteromyidae. The record is from RefSeq and is a predicted model, not a curated record. Gene Ontology annotation, cellular component: cytosol.